Molecule: messenger RNA, 470 nt
Organism: Galeopterus variegatus (Sunda flying lemur)
Lineage: Eukaryota; Metazoa; Chordata; Mammalia; Dermoptera; Cynocephalidae
Gene: NUDT2
Product: nudix (nucleoside diphosphate linked moiety X)-type motif 2
Exons: 2
Coding region: 13-456 (147 amino acids)
Biological process (GO): ATP biosynthetic process; AMP biosynthetic process
Molecular function (GO): bis(5'-nucleosyl)-tetraphosphatase (asymmetrical) activity
Source: RefSeq, a predicted model, not a curated record
CUUAGAUAGACCAUGGCCCUGAGAGCAUGUGGCUUGAUCGUCUUCCGAAGACACCUCAUCCCCAAGAUGGACAACAGUGCGAUUGAGUUCCUACUGCUGCAGGCUUCAGAUGGCAUUCAUCACUGGACUCCUCCCAAAGGCCAUGUGGAACCAGGAGAGAAUGACUUGGAAACAGCCCUGAGGGAGACUCAGGAGGAAGCGGGCAUAGAAACAGGCCAGCUGACCAUCAUUGAGGGGUUCAGACGGGAGCUCAAUUACGUGGCCAGGGGAAAGCCUAAAACAGUCAUUUACUGGCUGGCGGAGGUGAAAGACUUCAAUGUGGAGAUCCGUCUCUCCCACGAGCACCAAGCCUACCGCUGGCUGGGGCUGGACGAGGCCUGCCAAUUGGCUCAGUUCAAGGAGAUGAAGGCAGUACUCCAAGAAGGACACCAGUUUCUCUGCUCCACAGAGGCCUGAGAUGACUGAGCAAA